AUGGGCUUGGCUAGCAGACUAUUGUCCAUGGCCCGUGAUGAGCGGGUCAUCUUAGUUGCUAUCGGCUGCGCCACGUUUGGACUCGUGAGCACGAUGGUCACAGCACUAACGCUCAUCCGGGACGACAACGAGAUGCCCCCCUCAGAACCAAAGACGCAAUACAUAACACAGGAAACAGAGGACGCGCUGAAGGACGGAACUCUCGAAAUGCUGCUGAACCACCCCAACUACUCGAUCAGAGAAGUCGCCACCAAGAUUCUCUGCGAUCGGGCCAUCAACGACCCCGACACGACGGACUAUCUGUUGUAUGGAAUCACAAGGCCAGAUUAUGGCGAGCGCAUGCGGUGCCUAAGAGCGCUUGCUCUGCUCACUGGGCAGACAUUGGGGCUCGAUGGGUUGGCGAAAAUGAACAACGAAAAGGCCUAUCGGGCCCUCGUGCGAUCGCUUGAGCUCAGCCUCGAGGACAGCGAGCCGCCUGACCUCAGCAACGCCCACUGGGACGAAUACUAUCUCCGUGACAUGGCAGAGCGGUUUUGUCUCAUGUUCAGCCUCGAGCUGAUCAACAAGUACGGCGCAACCAUGCUCGUCAAAGCCCAGUUUGUCGAGAGGUGGCUCGCGAAGCAGGAUUGGGGCGAGGGCCCCCAAGAGCGGCGUCGUAGGUUCAAAGAUUACAUGGACCUGAAAAGCAACAGGGUAGUCGAAAUCGUCAACCGUAUCAAGCAUCUCAAGCGCGGCCUGCGUGCCUUGGAAAAGGCUGGUUUGAUGGACAAGGAUAGCUCGAGGCGGCGCAUCCGGGAGUUGCCGGAUCUCAUCAUGGAGAUUGAGGAAGAGAUUGUGGCGGAGCAGCCUGCAGAACAGCAAUCUCGACGGACACGCGAGCAUUCCGCCGAGGAGCGAAGGUUACGACGACAACACAGGGAAGCCAUGGUCCUCAAUGAUGGCACGAGACCGCUGGGACGAGGAGACAUAAUUGAGCGGGACCAUGGGUCGCCGACUUAG
Molecule: messenger RNA, 999 nt
Organism: Purpureocillium lilacinum
Lineage: Eukaryota; Fungi; Ascomycota; Sordariomycetes; Hypocreales; Ophiocordycipitaceae
Source: RefSeq, a predicted model, not a curated record